AGAAGAAAGCUAGCAUAACUGUGAAACUCUCACGCCUGAACGUGCGUGCGUGUGUGCGUGCGUGCGUGCUAUAGAAGAAAGCUAGCAUAACUGUGAAUUAAACUCACACGCUGAAGCGUGUGCGUGCGACUGCGUGCGUGCGUGCAUUCUGUAAAAGGAGGCUAGCAUAACUGUGAAACCAAGGUGAAACGCACACGCCGGAGCGCGUGUGCGUGCGUGCGUGCGUGCGUGCGUGCGUGCGUGCUAUGCUAUAGAAGCACUAGCCGGUCGUGCUAACUAGACUAUAUAGUGUCCACCAUGGAUGAGGCGGCAGGCUGCAACAGCCGACACCAUACUCUACCUGACUGCCAUGCAGGAAUUGAUGGGGGAGGGAGGAGGCGAGGCAGGAACCUGCCCCUCCUGUCGCAUGCCAUUUGACAAGGGCAAGAAGAGGAAGAAACUGAUAGACGCGUGCGGACACGAACGCUGCUUCUCCUGCAUGUUCAAAUCUGACGAGUGUCCGACGUGCGAGACAGAGAGGAUGUCACUGGGAGUCACGGCCAGCCCGCGACCCACACGCCUCCACCUCCGCUCCGGCGGCGGCGGCGACGGAGGAGCAGGAGGAGGAGGAGGAGGGGGAGGAGGUCAGCGGCCGAAGCUGAUGACAAACGGACACUUCACGCCGUACAUGCAGGCGCGGUCGGCCGAGACGACGCCGGAGACGCCGGAGCACAAGUCUCCCUCUCCUCCGCAGCUGCUGCUACACUACAGCAGCCGACCCAGCAUCAUCACCAGUACGUAG
This is a messenger RNA of Priapulus caudatus, 781 nucleotides long. RefSeq lists its product as uncharacterized. The coding region runs from base 302 to 781 and encodes 159 amino acids. NCBI's taxonomy places the organism in Eukaryota, Metazoa, Priapulida, Priapulimorpha, Priapulimorphida, Priapulidae. The record is from RefSeq and is a predicted model, not a curated record. The transcript has 3 exons.